AUGGAGCAGGAUGUGGAGACCCCAGCGAUCAUACGACCCUCCAAGUUGCCCAAGCAGGCCCGUGAGGACCUGCCCAAGCACCUGGCCGAGAUGGACCGAGCCAAGAAGAUCCAGCGAUAUGUGCAGAAAGACGGCAAGUGCAACGUGCACCAUGGAAACGUGCGCGAGACCUACCGUUACCUGUCAGACAUUUUCACCACCCUGGUGGACCUCAAGUGGAGGUUUAAUCUCUUCAUCUUUGUGCUGGUCUACACAGUCACCUGGCUGUUCUUCGGCCUGAUGUGGUGGCUCAUCGCAUACCUGCGCGGGGACUUGGACCAUGUGGCAGACAAUCAGUGGACUCCCUGUGUGAACAAUCUCAACGGCUUUGUGUCUGCCUUCCUCUUCUCCAUUGAAACCGAGACCACCAUUGGCUACGGCUACCGCGUCAUAACUGACAAGUGUCCUGAGGGCAUUGUGCUGCUGCUGGUCCAGUCCGUGCUGGGCUCUAUUGUCAACGCCUUCAUGGUGGGCUGCAUGUUUGUUAAGAUUUCACAGCCAAAGAAACGUGCUGAAACACUAGUGUUUUCCUCCAACGCGGUCAUCUCCAUGAGAGACAGCCGACUGUGCCUGAUGUUCCGUGUAGGGGACCUUCGAAACUCACACAUAGUGGAGGCUUCCAUCAGAGCCAAGCUCAUCAAGUCCAAGCAGACCAAGGAGGGCGAGUUCAUCCCACUCAACCAGACGGAUAUCAAUGUGGGCUACAACACCGGAGAUGACCGCCUCUUCCUCGUCUCUCCACUCAUCAUCUGUCACGAGAUCAACCAGCAUAGCCCCUUCUGGGAGAUUUCCCAGGCCCACCUGGCCAAGGAGGAGCUGGAGAUAGUGGUCAUCCUGGAGGGCAUGGUGGAGGCCACAGGGAUGACAUGCCAGGCGCGCAGCUCCUAUGUGAGCAGUGAGAUCAAGUGGGGUUAUCGCUUCACUCCGGUGCUCACUCUGGAGGACGGCUUUUAUGAGGUGGACUACAACAGCUUCCACAACAUCUACGAGACAAACACGCCCAGCUGCAGCGCCAAGGAGUUGGCUGACCUGACAAACCGUGCGCGCCUGCCUCUCACCUGGUCCCUGGCCAGUAAACUGAGCCAGCAGGGUCUGGAGGGGUCCCGGGACCCAGAGGAGAGCUCCCCAGAGCCAUACACUGAGGACAAGAGCCAGACAGAGCGCAAUGGGGACAUCUCCAAAAUGGAGAGUGAGUCCAAAGUGUAGCAGAUGUAGGGUUACACUCCUGUUGCUGACUGACUGCCCCAGGACAACUCUGGCCCCUCUUAGGGGAAUGACAGUAGUGCUUUGCACGCCCUCACACACAGAUGAUAUUACACUACAUUACUCUA
This is a messenger RNA of Boleophthalmus pectinirostris (great blue-spotted mudskipper), 1370 nucleotides long. Its product is annotated as potassium inwardly rectifying channel subfamily J member 6. The transcript has 2 exons. Gene Ontology annotation, biological process: regulation of monoatomic ion transmembrane transport; potassium ion import across plasma membrane. The record is from RefSeq and is a predicted model, not a curated record. Bases 1 to 1245 code for a protein of 414 amino acids. Gene Ontology annotation, molecular function: G-protein activated inward rectifier potassium channel activity. Gene Ontology annotation, cellular component: plasma membrane. Lineage: Eukaryota; Metazoa; Chordata; Actinopteri; Gobiiformes; Gobiidae.